Messenger RNA from Alnus glutinosa, 820 nucleotides. Its product is annotated as thioredoxin F-type, chloroplastic-like. The record is from RefSeq and is a predicted model, not a curated record. The transcript is spliced from 3 exons. NCBI's taxonomy places the organism in Eukaryota, Viridiplantae, Streptophyta, Magnoliopsida, Fagales, Betulaceae. The coding region runs from base 109 to 660 and encodes 183 amino acids.
UCUCUGCAAAAAAAAAAAAAAAAAAAAACACACUGGUUCGGGAGCUUCUCCAUCCAUCACAAUUCACAAUCUACAAUCUCUCUCUCUCUCUCUCUCUCUCUCUGACCAAUGGCUCUGAACCUGUCUCUCUGUCCUCCCCCCAUUCGCUCUCCCCAGACUCCUCUGUGCUCAGCGAAGCAGUCGAUCGCGCUCUCGUCUUCCUCCUUGGCUCCCUACUCGAAGAGCACCGUGAAUAGCAGUAGAAGAAGUUUGGGCGAGAAGAGGAGCAGCGGGGCUUCCCGUGGUACGGUGGUGCGGUCUAGCCUGGACACGGUCGAGCCCACAGUAAAAGUGGGCCAGGUGACCGAGGUCAACAAGGACACCUUCUGGCCCCUCGUCAAGGCCGCCGGGGACAAGACUGUCGUCGUCGACAUGUACACCCAAUGGUGCGGUCCAUGCAAGGUGAUGGCUCCAAAGUUUCAAGAACUGUCAAAGAAGCAUCUUGACGUUGUAUUUCUAAAGCUUGAUUGCAACCAAGACAAUAAGCCGCUAGCAAAGGAGCUCGGGAUAAAAGUCGUUCCAACUUUCAAGAUUCUCAAAGACAACAAGAUUGUAAAAGAAGUCACAGGGGCCAAGUUUGAUGAUCUGGUCCUUGCAAUUGAGACCGUUAGAUCCAGCUAGUAACUCUUUCUUCUUUUCCCUGCAAAAUGUUCAUAAUAUACUGAAGCGCCUCCACUUCAACCUAAUUAUUGGACUUGUAUGUAUUGGUUGUAUGUUUUCUUUUUCUUUUUUGAAAAUAAUGUUGAAAGGAGAAAUGUAGCACCAUUCUGCUUCCAGAAAA